GGCUGAAAUUUCCGCCGCGACCGUUCUGCAAGACAACAAACAACCUACCAUUCCUGAUAGCGUGAACAUUUUCCCACUCCUCGUUUUUACAGCCGCUCGAUAUCAAGAUAUACGUACAUUGACACUCUACGCUUCCCACUGCGCGUGCUGAAGCUGGCCUCGGCAUGCCAUCACAGCCGGAGUGUUCCCCAAGACUCGACCAAGAUUCAAAGGAUGCCGACUGCGAAGCGACAGAAGAAGAGUGGCAAUGCGCCGGCUGCAUCUCAGACGAAAGCUCAGCCAAAACGCACCGGCGAACGGCCGACUGUUGCAGACAUUGAAGGCGAGAGCGAGUUCACCCAGCUUGCGCGGAAGCAUUGGUUGAAGCCCACGAAGAAGGUUAAAGUGAAGAAUGACGUUAUUAAGAAGGAAAUCUGGGAGGUUCUGGAGCGGGACAGCUUUCCGUACAAGACAUUACUUGUCUUGGAGGGUCUACAAACUCUCGAGAGCUACCUCUGGCCUGGAUAUACCGACGAGUCCUCGAACCACCAUGUCUUAUUAAUCGUUCUACUCACGAACGUGAAGAGGAGGGAGCAGCUUACCUCUUGGAGCAUCUUUGAAGAUAGGAGCGACGCCUUCUCCGACCUUUUUCGCCGCAUUCUUUCCAUGACCCUCGACCAAACCCUGUCGCUCAACAUCAGAACCCAACUCCUCUCCUUCCUCAUCUCGGCUUUUCAGAGUCUAGACCAUGCCAUUGUGAGAAAAGAAUGUGCGCCUCUUCUGUCCAUUUCGAUAUGGCACAAUCUGUCCACAGACGCCCUGCGAGAGACCAAGCUCGAACACAACGCCCAUGUGCGCAAAGCAUGGAGAGCAUCCCUAAAGAGAUAUGAGGCUGCCGACGAGGCAACAAAGGCCAGGUUGCGCUUUGAGCGCUCAUGGCUUUAUACGUUGGUCCUCGACUUCUUAAGCCUCCUGUACGAGGAGGACACGGGGCCUGAACACGUCGUCUAUUGCGAGAGGUUUAUUGAAUUCUUGACAGACCUUCUGAGCCAGCUUCCCACUCGCCGAUAUGUCAACACUCUUCUUACCGACCUCAACGUUCUCCCGGCCAUGCAGCUCUCCCCCAUGCUCAACGAUGAAAACAACGGUCUUGUGCGGGACCUGCACUCACUUUUCGCCCACUAUGUAUAUUUUACCAUUGAUGACCAAACAGGAGUCCAGUUCACUCAGUCAGAAGCCUUCGAUAAACAUUGCGCGGUUCUCGGGAGGUUGCAGAAGAUGGCUAUAAAACACUUCCCUGAACAGCUCAAGGUGCUCGCACUGUCAAAUUUCGGCGCAAUCGACAAGAGGGAAGAACUCAAAACGCUCCUAGAGCCUCUUACCGACGAAGAACUCAUGAAGCUGGCGAACCUGCUGCACUUGCGCACCUCUUAUCCAGACACCCUACCGAUCCGGAUUGACAGGAAUUUCCUGGUCGAAGUGUUUCUUUGGACAUUCGAACGGAGGAAAACCUUCCAGGAAGUGGCCCGGGAAAUGAACCUAGCGCCCACGGAGGAUUCGCUUUUUGCGAGUAUCCUGACUAGGGCCGAGGCAUACGAUGGUUCUCAUCCCUUGGCUCUGCCAAAGCUCAAUCUCCAGUAUCUUUCAGUCGGUGAUUUUCUGUGGAGGUCGCUCAUCUUGUACCGUUCCGAAGCCUUUUACGGGAUUCGCAAGGACAUCGAGACUGUCAUCAAACGCCUACGUCCGGAGAGCAAGAAGCCGGGGGAAACGGAAUUUCCUGGAUUUUCCAAGAUGGCCCUGCCCUCCUCCAAAGUUUCAAUCAUGGAAGUGGUGCCUCCCUUGGUCGGAGAUGACAACCCGUCUGUCGUGCGGGCAGAGGUGUCCGUGGAUGUGCGCCGGCUGAAAGAUAAUAUCCGUCGUGAGUGGGACUCGCUUCGGCCCGAUGAUGUUGUCUUCCUAUUAGCUAUCGAACCGCCGAUAUCGAGGACCAUCGGCAAUGGCGCUGCCACUUCCUCGGAAGCUGAUCGUCUUGGAAUCGUGGCCGUUCGUACUGCUGAAAUUAUCCGCAUCACGGACGACAAAGGCCGGCCCGUGAGGGAUACUACAGGCCGGUACGGCGGGAACCGAAUCUUCCAACUUAAACUCGACUCGCAGACCUACGCCGGCGAUGCUGAGCGUAUCUCAGCAGGAAAGUCUGACGUGUACGGACGCAUCAACCUGAUCAUGAGGCGCAGUGGAAGGGAAAACAACUUCAAGCCUGUUCUGCAGUCCAUUCGCAGCCUGGUGCUUUCCGACGUUCCUCUCGCCUCCUGGCUUCAUGAAGUCUUUCUUGGCUACGGCGACCCUGCUGGGGCAUCAUACAAGCAGCUACCGAACAAGGUCAGGGCGAUCGACUACCGUGACACCUUCAUAGACUGGCAGCACUUGAUAGAAAGCCUACCUGGGAAAAUCAUCGAGCCCAGCGACGACGCGUCUGGUAGUUUCGGGCCGCCUUAUGUCUUGGAAUCGACGGAGAAACCAGCGGCCACACAAGGUAAGCCAUCAUCAAAAAAGCGCCGCAGGGACGCCGAACCUGCUCUGUUGGCCGACGUCGAAACAUUGAAGGUGUCCACCUACAAGCCUCCCAACACGGGACCUUAUCCCACCGACGCCCCCAAGCGUAACACCGUCCGGUUUACUCCGGCUCAGAUUGAUGCGAUUAUUUCUGGCUCCCAGCCAGGUCUUACCAUCGUGGUUGGUCCGCCGGGAACGGGAAAGACAGACGUUGCGACCCAAAUCAUCAGCAAUAUUUACCACAAUUUCCCCCAGCAGAAGACGCUCCUCAUCGCGCACAGCAAUCAGGCGCUUAACCAACUCUUCGCCAAAAUCGUGGCCUUGGACAUUGACGAAAGGCAUUUGCUGCGACUGGGUCAUGGGGAGGAGGACUUGUACACUGAAGGAAGCUUCAGUAAACACGGCCGCGUCGAGUCGUUCCUAGACAACCGCAACCGAUACCUCCAGGAGGUCCAACGCCUUGCCGCCAGUAUGGGAGCACCAGGUGCUCAUGGGAACUCGGCCGAGACUGCUGGUUAUUUCAAUGCAGUGUACGUUGAAACCGCAUGGACAAAGUUCACAAAUGCUACUCAGGACGCAGAUGUCUCCCCAGCGGCCAUCAUCGAGGCGUUCCCCUUCCACGAGUACUUCUCAACUGCCCCGCAGCCACUCUUUCCGGCCGACGCAGAUCGCGAGACUGUCAUGGAGAUUGCGCAAGGAUGUUACCGGCAUAUCAGCAAGAUCUUUUCGGAGCUUGCAGAUGUCAUGCCGUUCGAGAUUCUCCGAAGAGACAGGGAUAAGGCGAACUACCUACUCACGAACGAGGCUCGUAUUAUCGCCAUGACCUCCACACAUGCGGCUAUGAAGCGGGAGGAAAUCGCGUCACUCGGGUUCCGCUACGACAACGUCGUCAUGGAAGAAGCUGCUCAGAUUACCGAGAUCGAGAAUUUCUUACCCCUGGCCAUGCAAAAGCCGGUGAACGGGGAGAUGCCUCUGCAACGUGUUGUCCUCUGCGGUGACCAUUUCCAGAAUUCCCCCAUCAUCCAAAGUCACGCCUUCCGGCAUUAUGCCAACCUAGAACAGUCGCUGUACUCGCGGCUGGUACGCCUGGGCGUUCCGACCAUCAACCUGGAUCAGCAGGGUCGUGCUCGGCCGUCCAUUGCUAGUUUGUACCAGUGGCGAUACCCGAACCUGGGCAAUUUGCCGCACGUGCGGACGCACGAAGAAUUCUCCAAGGCCAAUGCCGGAUUCAAGUACGAUUACCAGUUCAUCAACGUUCCGGACUACAAAGGACGGGGUGAGGCCGAGCCUAGCCCACACUUUAUUCAGAAUCUUGGGGAAGCCGAAUACGCCGUCGCAAUUUACCAAUACAUGCGGCUCCUGGGCUACCCGGCCUCUAAGAUCAGCAUUCUUGCGACCUACUCCGGGCAACGUGCCUUGAUCAAGGAUGUUUUAGCCCAUAGAUGCAGUAACAGUGCUGUUUUCGGGCAACCAAGGGUCGUCACUACCGUGGACAAAUACCAGGGCGAGCAGAAUGACUACAUCAUUCUAUCACUCACUCGUACCUCGCGAGUUGGUUUUCUGCGGGAUAUCCGUCGCAUGACCGUAGCUCUAUCGCGUGCGAGGCUGGGCUUGUACAUUCUCGGACGCCGCGAGGUCUUCGAGGCGUGCUUUGAGCUGCGUCAGGCAUUCGAGCAGCUUCUUGCGCGGCCGGACAAGCUCAUGUUGGUCACCGGCGAACUAUGGCCAUCGCGACGCGACCUGGCGAGCGAGCAGGGUGAGGUGCCGGGAGAGGCAUGCAUGGAAGGCGUGGAGCAUCUAGGCCAGUACGUCUUUGAAAUGACGAGGACGAAGAUCCAGCAGCUUCAGUCCGAGGGCGGCGGUCAGGGCGGAGAGUUGGAGGCGAUCCAAGAAGCCCCUGCUGGGGAGGAUGGGGAGGGCCUAGUGGAGCCGGCGGAGGACGAAGAGGUGGAGGAGGUGGACGGACCUGGGGGAGAGUGAUAAUUUGCGUAGUGCGUGAGGAAUAGUUGCACGUCGAAACACGGCGGAUAAUGGGGUAAGCCGGUUCGAAGGGAGCUUUGUACGACCAUCAUACUUCGUAGAACAGCGCUGGUAAUGGACAUGGCCAGGGAAUUAGUCACCCACCAAUAGGUCAGCCCAAUAGGUCAGCCCAAUAGGUCAGCCCAAUAGGUC
Messenger RNA from Sodiomyces alkalinus F11, 4704 nucleotides. Its product is annotated as intron-binding protein aquarius. Gene Ontology annotation, molecular function: helicase activity; mRNA binding. Bases 214 to 4512 code for a protein of 1432 amino acids. NCBI's taxonomy places the organism in Eukaryota, Fungi, Ascomycota, Sordariomycetes, Glomerellales, Plectosphaerellaceae. The transcript has 5 exons. The record is from RefSeq and is a predicted model, not a curated record. Gene Ontology annotation, cellular component: catalytic step 2 spliceosome. Gene Ontology annotation, biological process: mRNA splicing, via spliceosome.